This is a messenger RNA of Talpa occidentalis (Iberian mole), 294 nucleotides long. RefSeq names its product ribosomal protein L23a (gene RPL23A). The coding region runs from base 34 to 279 and encodes 81 amino acids. Gene Ontology annotation, biological process: translation; ribosomal large subunit assembly. NCBI's taxonomy places the organism in Eukaryota, Metazoa, Chordata, Mammalia, Eulipotyphla, Talpidae. Gene Ontology annotation, cellular component: ribosome; cytosolic large ribosomal subunit. The record is from RefSeq and is a predicted model, not a curated record. Gene Ontology annotation, molecular function: structural constituent of ribosome. The transcript is spliced from 2 exons.
UGAGACCGGGCUUCGGAAACCCUUUUCACGAAGAUGGCGCCGAAAGCUAAGAAGGAAGCCCCUGCCCCUCCCAAAGCCGAGGCCAAGGCAAAAGCUUUGAAGGCCAAGAAAGCAGUGCUGAAAGGCGUCCACAGCCAUAAGAAAAAGAAGAUCCGCACUUCACCCACUUUUCGGAGGCCCAAGACAUUGCGACUCCGAAGGCAACCCAAAUAUCCGCGGAAGAGCGCUCCCAGGAGAAACAAGUUAGUACUGCCCCAUACCCUUGAAAAGGUUCGCUAAUUGUAGUGUGAGGUU